AUGGUUCGAUUGCGAUCUGGUCUGGCUGCUGGUGAGGACGAAGCGUUGCAGGCUUCUGAUGAAGGGGACUCGAUGGGGCAACCCCCCGUCGUCCCAAACGAUCAGGAACGAGUCGCAGCGGUUAACAACGAUGUUGAGCUUAGUCAAAUAGGGGGUCAACAGAGGAGCCAUCACCAUCGGUCCCCUGAACGGAAUACCACUAGGCUCCGUGGAGAUACUUUUAGUUAUGUUGGUGAUAAGACUGAGGACGCCACUCAUUUUGAUCUAGAGAUUCAGGAUCUGAAAGCUAGAGUUGACGACAUCAUGCAAGCGAUGAAAGGGAAGGGCCAGGCUGCAGUGAACGAUAUGGUACACAAAACCAUCCUAGCUUUUAGCCCAGCUGUUAUGAGUUAUCCUCUACUUAGCAAAUUUAAGAUGCCAACCCUUGAGAGCUUCGAUGGGACGUGGGACCCUCUCGACCAUUUGGAGACCUACAAAGCUCUUAUGUAUUUACAAGCCGUACCAGAUGAGAUUAUGUGCAGGGCUUUCCCUACCACACUAAAGGGUUGGGCUCGUCUCUGGUUCAAUAAAUUAAAACCAGGCUCUAUUGAAAACUUUGAAGAGUUGAGCAAACAAUUCAUAGGACACGUCAUCGCUGGGCAGAGGCAUAGGAAACCAGCAACACAUUUACUGAAUGUAAAGCAGCAGAAUGGAGAGCCUCUCCGUGAUUACAUAAGUCGUUUUAACACUGAAAUGCUGCAGGUAGAAGAGGUGGACGACAAGGUUGCCCUCACAGCCUUUAUAGGAGGACUACAGACAUCUAAAUUCCUAUUUUCCUUUUCAAAUGAAGCCCCUACGAGCAUGAUAGAGUUAAUGGUUAGAGCACGGAAGCACAUGAACGCUGAGGAUACUAUGAAUGCACGAAAAAACAAAGAUGGUGAAGAUAAGAAGUCGGAUAAAAAGAGGCCAGCACCUAGCACUAAGGAGGAAAGGGAAUCGAAGUACAAGAAAUUCUCAAACAGCCAGGCUAACAGAUCGUCUCGCCGUCCAGUGAGCCCAGGCAGGUAUAACAACGACACCCCCCUAAAUACAUCUGUAGAGCAGGUCUUUCUGCAGAUUCAAGAUGACACAUCAUUGAAUUGGCCGCUAAAGCUAAAAGCUGAUCCAACAAAGAGAAAAAGAGGCUCUAACCCAGUCCGAGAGGGCCGAGAUGAUCGCCCUCCUCAACACCAACCAAUGGGUGAGAUCAGAGUUAUAUCAGGUGGCUUCGCUGGUGGUGGGGAAACGAGUUCGGCUUGGAAGGCUCAUGCCAGGAGAAUUCGGAGUUUUUCAGAGGUGAAUGAAGUUAGAGUAACAAGUCCUCUAACAAAAUUACCACGAGUUGAGGAGUCAGUUAUAACCUUUUCUAAAGAAGAUGACAUGGGGAUUCACCAGCCCCAUAAUGAACCUCUGGUGGUUUCCAUGGUCGUCGCUAAUUUCACUGUUCGACGAAUACUGAUAGACAAAGGUAGCUCGGCUGACAUACUAUUUAUUGGGGGUGUACGACAAAUUAAAUAUUGGCUGAGAGAAGCUCCGACCCAUGAAGUCACCAUUGGUGGGAUUUUCAGGCGACAAAGUAUAUCCACUGGGGGCAGUUACCCUUUCAGUCACUGCAGGAGCCAAUCCAAAGCAGGUCACUAUAAUGGUGGACUUUGUAGUGGUGGACUGCCCAUCAUCAUACAAUAUUAUCCUGGGGAGGACAACAUUGAAUGCCAUGAAAGCAAUCACUUCCACUUACCAUCUCCUGAUGCGUUUCCCAACUGA
Molecule: messenger RNA, 1782 nt
Organism: Cornus florida
Lineage: Eukaryota; Viridiplantae; Streptophyta; Magnoliopsida; Cornales; Cornaceae
Exons: 3
Coding region: 1-1782 (593 amino acids)
Source: RefSeq, a predicted model, not a curated record